GAAGACAUUCCGAUAAGUGAAGCUGCUGUGUUUUUUUUUUAUCUUAUAAGUUCUCCACUUGUCUGAACAGCAUCUCUUCCUCAUUACAGGGCAGCAACAGCUACAGAGCAGACAUACCAGAAGCUACAAUGGAAAGAAGAACUCAUGGUUGUCCUGGAAAAGGCCUGCUAUUCCUGCUCCUUCUGCUGAGUUGUUUUAACAUCAGUUGUUCGUUUUAUGAGAGAAGAAGAGAGGAUUUGAAAACUCUGAGGAAUGAUCUUCUGGAAAACAUAAAGUAUGUGAAAACACAAUGUGUCACCUUAGCAGAAUAUUCUGGCGAGGAGAAGGUGGAAAGUGAAUUGGACAUGAACCAUGUUCUGUCAUCACUGCUGGAGAUGGGAGACUCCAUAACCGAUGAGGAGGAACUGGAAAUGUUCCAGAAUGAUCUCCAGGCAGUGGUCAAUGAAGUAGAAUGGCAGAGGCUGAAUGACAGGGAGCUAUUUUUGGUGGAAGCAAAACGUAUUUAUGCUAACAUUGAAGAAGAAAAGAAGAAGCUCGCGAAACAGAUUGUUUUUGAUCCAUCCCUAGAACAUUAUGUCCUGCAUCAUAAUGCAAUGCAAAUCUUAGAGGACACAAAAAAGUACAUUGUACUAAGAUUCUGGAGCAUCACGGCAGAAGCAGAAGACAUUGAAAGAAUCCUGAAGAUUUAUCAUGUUUCUGAGUUUGAGCACCCGAUUGACAAUGAUUUGGAUUUUUCCGUUUCUGAGUUUGAGAACGAACUUCAAGAGGACUUUGAUUUUUACUUUCCUGAGUCUGAGGACGAACUGGACGAGGAUCUAGAUUUUUACGUUUCUCAGUAUGAGGAACUCUGACAUUUUUUGUUAUCUAUGUCUUAAGGGAAAGAAUGUAUGAAAUGUUUUAUUUACUGUUUAAAUCAGUUUUUGCUCUAUUUUUUGGAAACCAGCAGAUGUGUCUAAAGAAAUUAAAUGUCUUUAGAAAAGAACAGCUUACAAUAUUUCUUCCUUAAAAGUUACUUUUAAGGACGUGUAUUGAGCCCCCUCCUCUUCAUGCUCAACACACCAGAUUUUACACAAACCCAUCCAAUGAACUCCAUCAUCACAUUUGCUGACAACACCACUGUGGUGGGGUUAUUCUCAGGGGCGGAUGAGGCAGACAGCAGGGAUGAGUCAGCAGACUGGAAAGGUGGUGUUCAGGGAAAAACCUCCAUCUGAACCCCACAAAAACAAGAGAUCAUUCUGAAGGGGGCAAAGGGGUUCCGCCCCCACUGUACAUCAAUGGCGACGGCGUGGAUAGGCCCCUCUCUAUUCGCUACCUGGGUUUGCAGAUCACAGACGACCUCUACCAGACUGAAAACAGCACAGUGGGAGUAGGAAAAGCCCAGCUACGUCUCCACUUCCUGAGAAGACUCAGGAGGAACAACGCUGCCCCCAGUCAACUGUUGUUGUGUCCUUGGGCAAGAUACUUCACCCUCCCUGCCUCCAAUGUGGCUCCACUGGUGUGUGAAUGUGCAUGAAUGUGAAGGUGAUGGUCAGAGGGACCAAAAGGCGCAAACUGGCAGCCACGCCUCUACCAUCACCAAAAAUACAUGAGGAGUGAAUUAAUAAUGGACACAUUGUAAGCGCUUUGAGCGUCUGGAAAAGCGCAGAUAAAUCGAAUCCAUUAUUAUUAUUAUUACGCUGCUGGUGACCUUCCACACCAUCACCAUAGAGAGCAUCCUGACGUGCUGCAUCACAGCGUGGAACGCAGGAAAGUGCUGCAGAGGGUGAUUGACCAGACCCAGAAGACUACCGGCUCCCCCGGCCCAGAGGACAUCAGCAGCUGUCGCUGUCUAGCAAGGCCAAACACACAAUCAAUGACACCGUCCGUCCGUCCCAACCACCUACUGCUGCUAUGCUGGCCGGUGCUACAGACCUCUCAAGACCCACACCAACAGAUGCAAGAACUGUUUCUUCCCCAUAGCUGUCAAUCUACUAAACAAACCCAAAAAAAAAAAAAAAAAUGGAAAUCCAA
Oryzias latipes (Japanese medaka) is the source of this 2010-nucleotide messenger RNA. RefSeq lists its product as uncharacterized. Lineage: Eukaryota; Metazoa; Chordata; Actinopteri; Beloniformes; Adrianichthyidae. The record is from RefSeq and is a predicted model, not a curated record.